Messenger RNA from Mytilus californianus (California mussel), 3376 nucleotides. Its product is annotated as calcium/calmodulin-dependent protein kinase type IV-like. Bases 51 to 1037 code for a protein of 328 amino acids. Gene Ontology annotation, biological process: protein phosphorylation. Lineage: Eukaryota; Metazoa; Mollusca; Bivalvia; Mytilida; Mytilidae. The record is from RefSeq and is a predicted model, not a curated record. The transcript is spliced from 12 exons. Gene Ontology annotation, molecular function: calmodulin binding; ATP binding; calcium/calmodulin-dependent protein kinase activity.
UUCAAAGAAGUAUUGUGUUGACAAGGAAGCUUUCUUGAUUUCCGAUCAAGAUGCCAGAAAAAAGACAAGAAUAUUGGAUAGCAGAAAGUAUUAAAGAAGUAUCGUUCGAGGAAAAAUAUGAAAUUCUGACAGAAUUGGGGGAAGGAGCUACUUCUGUAGUGCACAAGUGUAUUGAUAAAGGAACAAGUAAGGCAUGGGCUGUCAAAAUCAUAAACAAACGGGUUGACUUCAAAGUGAUCAAUACAGAAAUUGGUGUUUUGUUGAAAUUAAAUCAUCCAAAUGUGAUAAGACUUAAAGAAAUAUUUGAAACACCGCAGCACAUUUAUCUGGUGUUAGAGUUAGUGACAGGAGGUGAACUUUUUGAAAGGAUAGUGACACGAGGUAAUUACUCUGAGAAAGAUGCAGCUGCCGCUGUAAAACAGACACUUAUUGCUGUUGAGUAUCUUCAUCAGAAUGGAGUGGUGCACAGAGAUUUAAAGCCUGAAAAUUUAUUAUAUGAAGAUCUCACAGAAGAUUCAGCUCUGAAAAUUGCUGACUUUGGAUUAUCUAAAAUAUUGGACCAUGAAGUACAGAUGAAUACAGUUUGUGGAACACCAGGUUACGGUGCACCAGAAUUACUAACAGGAAAGAUAUAUACACCGGCAGUAGAUAUUUGGAGUUGUGGAGUUAUUAUCUAUAUUUUGUUAUGUGGUUGUAGACCAUUUUAUGGAGAAUCGGACAGAGAAAUAUAUAAAAGAAUACUGAAAGGAGAAUACCAUUUUUAUUCACCAUUCUGGGACAGUAUUUCAUGGAAUGCUAAGGAUUUAAUAAACAAAAUGCUACAACUUGAUCCUACAAAAAGGAUAACAGCAGAUCAAGCAUUACAACAUCCAUGGGUCAAAGGGUCAGCAGCCAAGAAUGAACAUAUGGCAGAAGCUCAGAAUAAGAUAAAAGAAUUCAAUGCAGCUAGCAAGAUGAGGGCAACAAUGGAUGCAACGUUAUUAGCUGCUCGUGUCGGACGUGUACAAGAUCUCCUUGGUUCAAUCAGUGAUGUCUGACUUUUCCCUUUGUCAGAAGAUAGAAUUUAAAAAAAAACUUAAUAUAUAUUUUCAAGAAGCUGUUCGUAAGUUCUGUCCAUUUGUACUGAUUGACUGCUAUCCACAGUCACAAACGUCAGUAAAGUUAUUAUUACUUAAAUUAAAUGACAUGUCAUGAUGUUCUAGUAUGGGUACAUGAUUGCAAUAUGAAUGGAAAGGAAUUUCAGGAAAAUGUCUUAAUCAUGGCAAGUUUAUUCUGCACUAUUUCCUUAAUGGUUUCAAGAUGUAUAACUUCAGUAACCACUUUGGUUGAACAUGUUGUUUGUAACUUGCAAAUGACAUUCAUUUUUGUCUUCUUUGACUUGCAUUGUCAUAUCUCCUUUGGAGUGAUUAUUGCUGAAGCAUUUUUCUAUACUGAGUGCCUUCGUUUCAAAAGAAAUAUCUGCUAAGAAUUAUUUGCAAAUAAACGUUUUUUUUUUAAAUUUUAAAUCAAUGGUAGGUCCAGAAUAUUUAUUGGAUGUUGUCAAUACUGUCAACUGAAUAAGGAAUUUUUAUGAGAAAAUAACCAUAUUGUUUUUUUGUUUUUGGGGAUGCCCUUAAUGGGGUAAAUGUUUGUUGUAACUACUGCACAUUUACUCGAGAAUAAAAAAAAAUAUGUGAGAUGUUUUUAAACGACACUGUGUCAUCUGGAAGUCCAAGACUGACAGUUCAAAGUAAUGAUGGUGAAUCAUUUAUAGAUAGGCACUUGCGUGUUAUAUAAGUUAUGUUUAUACAUAGUUUAAUUUCCAUUACACUCAGUAGUCAUUAUUUUAGGAUUUUCCCAGGAUGUUUUGUUCCCUUUACUAUUGAGAAGAGCCAAUUGUAUUAUCAUUUCUUAAUCAGCUACAUGUGAAGUGCACCAGAUGUUUUUAGCAGGGGGUUUAAUUACAUCAGUUCCAUUACAAAUAUACAGUCUUGUUAAUUACUGACCACUUGUCGUAUUUGGCUUUCCUUUGUCCUUUGUUUGUUUGCACAUAAUCUUUUUUUAAACUCCUAUUUAUGAAUGUCCCACUAAGAAGUUGUAUAUUGAAAACCAGUACAUGCUGCCUUUAGUGUCCAGCUUUUUCAAUGCAGAUCUAGAUUAAGCAGUUAAAAGAAUAAUGUUGCUCAAAAAGUGGCUUAGCUAAAAACUUGCCACUCACCAACCCCAACCUUAUACCUUCAAUAUUGCCGUGACAGGGGCAUCAAUCUCAGCACAGUUUAUAUAAAAAAAAUUUGAAAUUUUCUGUAUAUGUAUAUCAUGUAUAUGUUAUACAAAUUGCUUAAAAUUCAUUCCAACACAAAUUCAUAUCAGUAGAACUUAGAUACAGCGGUGCAAUAAUUAACCAUUUAGGAGAUAAAUUGGAUUGGUGUGAUUUCAAGCCAGGGGCCUAUACUUUGCUACUUUUCAGUACGCACAUAGGCUGCUGGUUUAGGCAGUGAUCAGAUAAAUAACCUCAUCAUCUCAGGGAAGUCCAUCAUGUCUGGACAUUUAUGAAAUUUUAUUACUGGUUGUUUCAAAAAUUUCACUCAUCCCCCAAGAAUUUCUGGGGAUAAAGUGUCAAAUUUCAUACAAAUUCAUUCAAAUACUAAUUCAAUUUUGUUCAUUGGGUACACAUUUCGGCAAGUUGAAAUUAAGGACAGAGAGUUACUCAGGCAGGUUUUUAAUGUAACAAGGAGGUAAUUGUUUUCCUGGAUGUUUACUCAUGCGUUAUAUACUUUUCAUUAUUACAAAAAACACAUCAACUGUCCAAAGAAGAAAUACGUACAGUAUUAACAACAGACACUCAAACAUUUGUACAACAGACACUCAAACAUUUGUACAACAGACACUCAAACAUUUGUACAACAUUACAACAAAUUAUAAAUAAACCUCUAGUUUAUUUACAAUCAAAGAAUCGGUACUCUAGUCAAACAUGGAAUAAAUGGUAGUUAACAUAAUCAGGACAAUUUCUGAGGACUUUGUAUAAAUGACUGUUUCAUUAUUGUAUAUUACAAACUGUUCAGUGAUAUUUGUACAUAUGUACCUUUACAUAGUUUUAAACAAUAAUUAAUGUUAAAUAUUUAGUAUCAUUUAUUUUGUAUAGAAUAUGUUUUACUUCUGUGAUAGUUUUUGAUAUAUUUUUUCUUCCUUUUUUUAAACGUUCCAAGGAGACGGAUUAAUAUAAGCACUUGUUGCUUGUUUUUGAAUCGUAUUUGUGAAUGUUAAUUCAUAUUGUAAUUUGUAUAAUUCACAAUAAAAUAUUGUUUACACUAAACAUUCCGAUUUUGCAUUUUAUUUACAGUGCAUAUACAAGAAGAUUAAAAUGUGAUAUUUUAUUUAAAUAAAUAUUUGUUAUCUA